Messenger RNA from Anopheles coustani, 1455 nucleotides. RefSeq lists its product as uncharacterized. The record is from RefSeq and is a predicted model, not a curated record. The coding region runs from base 1 to 1455 and encodes 484 amino acids. Lineage: Eukaryota; Metazoa; Arthropoda; Insecta; Diptera; Culicidae. The transcript is spliced from 2 exons.
AUGUCUUACCAUCGCGGUACUGCUAGCCCGGCGAGCAAGGAUGUGUCGCGCGAUUCAAACAACAACGCCCUCCUGAGUGGAGACAAUUUGCUACGGCUCGCGCUGAAGAAGCCAGAUAGCUGGAAGUGGGAGCUCACGACGUCCAGCUCGUCGCCGAACAUCAGCUUUCCAAAGAUACAGCUGUUCGACAGCGUGAGCGGCGAGCUGAUGGUGGAGGUGGAUCAACCGGACUGCGUUAUCCGGUCGGAUUGUGCUCCGCAGGGGCGAAGCCAGGGCAUCAGCACCUUGGAGCAGUCGAAGGCUGGGCGGCCGCAGCGAUACAGCCGCUCGCGUACGUCGCUAGUUAAGGAGAAACUGCCAACGUCCGGGGACUCCCUGUCCGAUAUCUUCAAUCAACUGAGCAGCAAAGGAUUAGGGCACAAGCUGGCGACGAGCGGCUCCCAGUAUCGGUUGACAAACGAUGAUGCUGACUCCGGCCGGCAUGUGCUGCAGAAAAGCAAGUCUGCUAGCGCCAUAGCGAUGCAAGAGCCUCCGAUCGUGCGCAGGAGAUCGCGCAAAUCAGUGUCCAGUCGUUCUAGCUCUAUCCUGGAACGUAUUAGCGAGUUCUACGGGCGUAACUCCACCGAUGACGAGGAUUUAGGCGAUCGGAGGUUAGUGCCGCAUGCUCCAUCGACGCCUACACAAAGCAACGAGCAAGUACCGGACGAAGAGAAUGGCGUCACCAUCCAGGAGAUGCCAGCAGAUCCACCGAUAACCACACCGAUCAAGGCUCGACCUAAGAUAUACAAACUGGUACGCAGUAACGCCGGGACGCUGAUGGUGCGCGAAGAAAGCUUCCAUACCCAACGCAGUUUGCGGCGACGGCAGCGUGACAGUUUGGACUGCGAGCCCUCGGAGCAGCCGCCCCAGCUCGAGCGCUUUGUGGAGAUGGACGACCAAACCGAACCGGUAGUCCACGCUCCUUCUCGCUACGAGCAGGAAAUCAACCACAUCGACCACCUGCUGUCGCGGGUGAUGCUCUCGCACGAUUUGCAAACAGAGGAGCUACCGCGCCACGAUGUGCCAAACAUUCGAAUUUCGUCGAUAGAGGACGAAGUAGCCGGCACCGGCUCCAACCAUGGCCCUAUCAACCAUCUUCAGAACGGCCGGGUACGACGAACCCGUCGCCAUCGGCGCAGUAUGAGCGUUGGCAGUGGCGUUACGUCAUCGCGCCAUCGAUCGAUCUCUUCCGGACGUUCCAACUCGCCGGCCGAUCGGACCGGUAGGCGACGGCGCUCUUCCUCCAGCUCGUCGGAGGCAGAGGGUGCCUCGCGGCUGAACGACCCAUCAGCUGGAUAUUCCUCGCGUUCCAACUCGCUGAAACGCCGGGGUCGCACGCGACGCCGUGGUGACACGCGUGAUUCGUCAACGGCGAAGAGCAAUGCCAAGCCCGAUCUGCUCUGUACAUUGCAAUGA